UUGGCAGACGACUGCGGUACGCGCAGCACCUUCGUACGCGCUCCGGAACAUCAAGACGGCGCUGACGACAGCUGAAAACAACUGACGAUCGACGACCCCAUGACCAGCGCGGAGGAAAUUUUGUGACAGUGCAGUGGACCGGGUAGUGGCAGAAAUUUUGAUUUAAGUGUAGAUUAGUGCGCGACAAGUGUAGGGAAAACUAGAAAACUGCAGUGUGCAUGGCUCAGCCACGGGUGUAACUUUAACAUUAAGGCCCAUCAGUGAUCAAAAUUCGAGUCAUGGAUGUUCUUCAAAAAAACUAUGAUGAUGGUAUCCAUCCGGGGUACAUGGACGGUGCGACAGGAGGCAUGUACGAACCACACGUGGCCCAUCGGCAGAGUUUACCAGGUCUUCAUCACUCCCCCCAUUUGAACCAUGCAAUGCACCCUUAUCACACGAACCAUGUGAACGCCGCGGCGAACCACGUCAUGGGAGGAACCGUACCCGAUGUGGGGAAGAGGGACAAGGACGCGAUCUACGGACAUCCUCUAUUUCCUUUAUUGGCUUUAAUUUUUGAAAAAUGUGAGUUAGCAACAUGUACACCCCGGGAACCGGGGGUUGCGGGGGGAGACGUCUGUUCCUCAGAAUCAUUUAACGAAGAUAUAGCAGUUUUUUCAAAACAGAUACGACAAGAAAAACCUUAUUAUAUAGCAGAUCCAGAAGUAGACUCAUUAAUGGUACAAGCGAUUCAAGUCCUACGGUUUCACCUCCUGGAAUUAGAAAAGGUUCAUGAAUUAUGUGACAAUUUCUGCCACAGGUAUAUAAGUUGUCUAAAGGGUAAAAUGCCCAUAGACUUGGUGAUAGAUGAAAGGGACGGUGGCAAACCCCCCGAGCUAACGGGCUCCACCAACGGAGACGGUGGCACCAGGAGCAACGCCGAUUCGACGUCGCAUACAGAUGGCGCCAGCACUCCAGAUGUCGUACAUGCAUAUAAAGAAGAGAAAAAAUUAUUUAUGGAACAGAGACCCCCAUCAUCGUCGUUAUCGUACGGAGGUCCGGUCAAUGAUGAUGUUAGAUCUCCUGGAACGCCUGGACCUCUCUCACAACCACCCGCAUCGCAGCAAAGUCUCGACGCGUCGGAUCCUGAUGCUAUGGGUAAGUGGUCCACUAGACAUUCAGUGCAGAUGUCUCUCUACCACUAUUGACGAUAGUUUGAGGUCAGGUAGGACGAGUAGACUUGAUGAUUUUUCCUGUAUUAAUUUUCAUAUUUUAACUAGUUAUUUAUUACUUAUUAGGAAUGUUUUGUCAUUAUUUUUUAUUACUUAUUGUAGUUUUUUGUUUGGAAAUAAAAAUACAGUUAAUAGAA
This is a messenger RNA of Diabrotica virgifera virgifera (western corn rootworm), 1345 nucleotides long. RefSeq names its product homeobox protein homothorax (gene hth). NCBI's taxonomy places the organism in Eukaryota, Metazoa, Arthropoda, Insecta, Coleoptera, Chrysomelidae. The record is from RefSeq and is a predicted model, not a curated record. Bases 279 to 1184 code for a protein of 301 amino acids. The transcript is spliced from 10 exons.